AUGAGCGAUAACGAUAAUGAUGAUGAUAAAAUUGUCAACACCCAACGUGUGGGCACGGCGACUCCUGAGCUCACGAAGCCGAUAACUCGUCCAAUAACGGCGCGUUUCCAACGUGCCCAACGUCAACACAACGCAUUCAAGGGUGAACAACGAGGUCGGCAACCUAGUUUGGAAAUCUGCCUCGAGGCGAUUCCCCAGAACAUAAGAUCACAGACGCCGAACUGUGCAGUGCGGUUGAUCCAAUUGGAUUUGUGCCGCAAAAGUGGACUAGCUUGGAUAAUUCGUGUUCUCGCGUUCAUUUCCUGGUCGAGAGAGGGUAGCUACCGAAAACAAGGGUCUGGCGAUCUCAUCAAAGAUAACAUGCUAGAUGCCGCAGAAAAUGCUAUCUUGGCUUUUGGAGGAUAUACGAAAGGAGCUGCUGAAUUCAUACAGAUUUACAAUACCCUUCCACCGGAGGCCCAACAGGCAUUGAUAGAGAAACACCUCGCAGGUCUCAUCGAUCUCGUGCCAAAAAACAAGUCGAAAAAGGGUAUCGCACGUCACAAGAAUGUACCAACACUCGACCUCAGGACCAAGAGAAAACAAGUCAACGCCCUAAUGGACGAGCUCAACAGGGACGCAAAGUCUGCAUUCAUCAAAGAACGCAGUAACCGCGACGAACUCCUCUUCGAACUCAUAGACAGCCUCACGAGCUGGUUGAACGCCAUUUGGAGUGUGGCAUACGAGCACAACGUCAACUUUGUCCACGCUCACUCGUGUCUUCUCUUCGUGGCAGAUGUGUUCACACAGCUUUUUGAAAGCGCAGGGCAUGGGGGAUGCAAGUGCUCGGUCAUGAACUUGCCCAUCAGCGUCACUAUCAAGAACAAGCAUGGCAAAACGAUCAAGAAUAUGCAUGUUACUGGUCCGCAAAACGUUGACCGCAUUCUUCUCUGGAUAUGGCGGGAUCUCUUUGUGUCGAUGUCUGCGAAAGGCACUCAGCAGGAAAAGAAUAGAAUGAGGAAUAUGUUGGAGGACAUUGAAAACGUUUUGGGGUUCGAGACGCUAGAGAGGCUGUUGUACGGGGGAAAACGAUUUUUGGCUGACAACCACGAAGCCGUUGAGGACGAGGAUGAAGACGACGACGACGACGAUGAGGAUGAGGACGAGGAAGAGUGGGAAGACGACGAAGACGCCAGCGUAGACGGAAGUGUUGUCCACGUUAUCGACGAAGACGAAGACAACAACAGCGCCAGCUCAGACUCCCGCUGUCCCUGCAACUUCCACGCACCACACUGGUCAGGAACCCUCAACGCCGAACGAGUCGUCAUCCGGGACCUCGUCCAAGAACGCCUACACACAAUCUUCGAAACCACCCCCUCCCUCCGGCUCUACAACAUCCUCAUCUCCAUAAGCGACGACACACAAUCCACCAAAACCCGCCUCCUCUCCAACCUAUCCCACUGCGCAGGAAGCACAGCAGACACACUCGUAGCAGCACUUGACAUCCACAUCGCAGCAGACUCCCCAUCCCACCUCAUCUCCCUCCUCGAUUCCCACGCGUACCUCCUCCGCCCCAAAGACGCUCCAACCCUCCAAGCAUGCGUCGCCGUCCUCUCCGACGCACCGACCUACCAACCCCGCGCACUCACCAUCCUCGAAAAGGAACUGACAGACAGCUUGCGGGCGAUAUACAUCGCCAUUCGAGGGGCGUUCGCCAAAGUCGACGAGGACACUUACAAACGCGAGAUUGGGGAAAUAAUGAAACUGCGUACGGGCUCACACGCCCGCCGAGACCGCAUCACGCGUUGGACGGAGGACGUGAUGACGUCCUCCAGUGGUCCAAUGCACCCUAUGGCUUUUGCGGCCAUGAUGUUUGGGAUUCCUAUUGGUCCUGACGCAGGUGACGGCGACGAUGCUGAAUUUAUCAAUUUCCUCGAUUUGGAUCAUUCUGAUCCGGAUUUGGAUGAUUUGAGGGAAGAGUUUAGGCCGAAGUUGAAGGAGAGGUUUGAAGGGUGGUAUUUGCUUGCGCAGACUGUGAGGGGGGGUGGUGCGGUGGGGUUCAAGAUCUAUACGCAGGCUGUUGAGAUGAUGUCGUUCCUAAAGGCGCCGGAUGCUGUGGCUGAGAUGUUGAAUCGGCUGGGAGAACGCCCUUCAAAAGGAUACGUCUGCGACGCCUUAGACGCACUAGCCUCCUUCUGCAAGAUGCAAAAGAAGAAAUACACCGUUCGCAACGAAAACCAGAAGAGGACGAGGAACGCUAAUGCCCCUGCCUCUUCCCCCCGGGGAAACGCGAACACCUCUGCAGGGAAUAUCAGCACAGCAGCACAGGACACGACGUCCAAUUCGACUCCGCCUCCUUUGAUCCCGGCUGACUUGGUUGGACAACAUGUACAGCAGGGCGGGUUUUCGUUCUCGUUUGGUUCGGUGCCUUUUAUGGGUAACCCGCCACCCCCGCCGUUACCGUUCCCUUUGGUGCCGGGGGGUAUGGAGGAUGUCGAUUGACUGACCACGCCCGCUUUGAAUGAUGUUUGCUCGAAUGUUUUUGUUCGAUUGCUUUACCUAUUUUACUGCAGAUAGUUCACGUUUUUCAAUGUAUAAUACCAGCAAGCUUUCCCAUUUGAUCUUCUUUGC
This is a messenger RNA of Laccaria bicolor S238N-H82, 2610 nucleotides long. RefSeq lists its product as uncharacterized. The record is from RefSeq and is a predicted model, not a curated record. NCBI's taxonomy places the organism in Eukaryota, Fungi, Basidiomycota, Agaricomycetes, Agaricales, Hydnangiaceae. The transcript has 8 exons. The coding region runs from base 1 to 2481 and encodes 826 amino acids.